AAUUGGCUUAAGAGUAUAAUUGUCAUGAGAUUAUUGUGUAGAUACCAUUAGACAAUUAUUAUUUCUAUGAGGGGCAGAAAUAUAAUUGUGAUAAAAUUAAAACUGCCCUAGCAGUUUAUAAAUAGGGUUAUGGUCCCCAUUCUACGACUACGCAUUCCAAUUUCUGAAAAUCCUCUCAGAGAAAAAUUGACACAGAAUUUAGUGGCUAGAAUUGGAAGACCAUCUCAAAGGGUUUUCUUCCUAUAAGGUUUCUCCUUCAAUGGAUUCAGGUAUGCUUCCGCUAUUAUUUUUCUACUCAUUGUUUUUAAUCAGGAGAUUCCAGUAUAUAUGAAAUUAGGGUAUUCACCCUGUUAAAUAUUCCAAUAUAUAUGAAAUUAGGGUAUUUACCUUGUUAACUAUUCCAGUAUAUAUGAAAUUAGGGUAUUCAUUUUGGUUGAUUUUAACAAGACUAUUCCAGUAUAUAUGAAAUUAGGGUAUUCAUCUUGGUUGAGUUCUAACAAGUGGUAUCAGAGCCUACUCCUUGAUUAAUUCUUUGAGUUAUUAUUUUAAUAUAUAUAUAUAUAUAUAUAUAUAUAUGUCAAUGGAUUAAGAUUUAUGAAAUAUUGAGUUGAUAAAUUUUUUAUUAUUAUUAGUAUUAUUAUUAUUAUUAUUAUUUAAUAGCAUUUUAUGAUAUUAAUAUUUAAGUUAUUGAUCUAGCAUUUUAAAUAGGCUAAUUAAAGCGGAAAAUCACCAAAGUGACAUCUUCCGUGUAGAUUAGUCUGUUCGGGGUGUUAGAUAUUUGUGUGUAUGUGAUUCAUGCGGGUAUUGACUGGCCCAAAGGAAAGUUAAUAUUUGGUCAAAUUGCAUACAUACUUGUGGUGAUAAAUAUGUGAUGAUUAUAAAGGUAACUUAAAUAAUAAAUCAAUCCAAAGAUAGAUUUAUUAUUUGACAUAACUUAUCAUCAAUGUUUGAUCACUACAACAAGAGUACCACUUACAGUUAAUAUUACUGUCCAAAGACUUGAUAUUAAUGUUGUGCUAGGUAUCUUGAAAUGUCAUAAUUUGCUUUUAAAUUUAAAGAUUAUGUGUUUAAUUGCUUAUUUUAUGUGAGCAUGAUGGUUUAUUUGAUUCAUUUUAUUUUGUUCUCAAUUCAGCUUUUAUAUCAACUACUUCUAUAUCUGUCAACAUCAAUAAUGUCCCUAUGUUAAAUGGGACUAAUUUUAAGGACUGGAAAGAGAAUAUGAUGAUUCUCUUAGGCUGCAUGGAUAUAGACUUGGCCUUGAGAAUGCCCAAACCUGAUGAACUCAAUGAGCAAAGUACUCAAGAGGAUGAGGUUUAUUGGGGUAAGUGGGAACGUUCAAAUAGGCUAAGUCUUAUGAUCAUGAAGCGCGGCAUUCCAGAAGCUUUCAGGGGUGCGGUAACCGAUGAGGUUACUAAUGCCAGUGACUUCCUUGCGGAAAUUCAGAAACGUUUUGCCAAAAACGAUAAGGCUGAAACGAGCACGCUUUUAGCAAGCUUGAUUUCAAUGAAGUAUAAAGGCAAGGGUAAUGUUCGGGAGUACAUCAUGGAGAUGUCUCAUCUUGCUUCAAAACUUAAGGCUUUGAAACUCGAGUUAUCUGAUGAUUUACUCGUGCAUUUGGUUCUCAUAUCUCUUCCUGCACAAUUUAAUCAAUUCAAGGUCAGUUAUAACUGUCAAAAGGAUAAAUGGACUCUUAAUGAGCUCAUUUCAUUCUGUGUGCAAGAGGAAGAGAGAUUGAAGCAAGACAAGACCGAAAGUGCUCAUCUGGCUAGCAUUUCCAAGGAUAAGGGCAAACGAAAGAAUAAGGAUAAUAAGGUUGCUGCUUCUAAUGGUCCAGAACAAAAGAAACAGAAAGUUGAGGUAACAUGUUUCUUCUGUAAUAAGCCUGGACAUACUAAGAAGGAAUGUACCAAGUAUGCUGCUUGGCGUGUUAAGAAAGGGUUGUCUGAGUUACCGAAAACCAAGUGAUGCUGAAAGAUGCAUCUAUGUCGGAGACGGUCAGUCGGUAGAAGUAGAGGCAAUAGGGCACUUUAGAUUAUUAUUGAAAUCUGGUUAUUUUUUGGAUUUAAUAGAUACUUUUAUUGUACCGUCUUUCAGACGGAAUUUAA
Messenger RNA from Vitis vinifera (wine grape), 2105 nucleotides. RefSeq lists its product as uncharacterized. Bases 1180 to 1965 code for a protein of 261 amino acids. The record is from RefSeq and is a predicted model, not a curated record. The transcript is spliced from 2 exons. Gene Ontology annotation, molecular function: nucleic acid binding; zinc ion binding. NCBI's taxonomy places the organism in Eukaryota, Viridiplantae, Streptophyta, Magnoliopsida, Vitales, Vitaceae.